Messenger RNA from Passer domesticus (house sparrow), 7246 nucleotides. RefSeq names its product clusterin associated protein 1 (gene IFT38). Gene Ontology annotation, biological process: cilium assembly. Gene Ontology annotation, cellular component: intraciliary transport particle B; cilium; centrosome. The coding region runs from base 115 to 1155 and encodes 346 amino acids. Lineage: Eukaryota; Metazoa; Chordata; Aves; Passeriformes; Passeridae. The record is from RefSeq and is a predicted model, not a curated record. The transcript is spliced from 11 exons.
CCAUUCCGCGCCCUGCCCGCCGCACACUUCGCUUGCCGCGGGGAUUGGCCCCGGCGCGCUGCCGUAGCGGCCGCAGCGCGUUGCUCGGAGCCGCGUUGGCCGCGGGUGCCGGCGAUGUCGUUCCGCGACCUCCGCAAUUUUACUGAGAUGAUGAGGGCGCUGGGGUAUCCUCGACUCAUAUCCAUGGAGAAUUUCCACACCCCAAACUUCAUGCUUGUGUCAGAAGUGCUGCUGUGGCUGGUGAAAAGGUAUGAACCUCAGAGUGACAUUCCUGGGGAUGUGGAGACAGAGCAGGACCGGGUUUUCUUCAUCAAGGCCGUGGCUCAGUUCAUGGCUACCAAGGCUCACAUCAAGCUGAACACCAAGAAGCUGUACCAGGCUGAUGGGCACGCCGUGAAGGAGCUGCUCAAGGUCACCUCGGUGCUCUACGGGGCCAUGAACACCCAGGGAGGGGAGCAUGCCCACCUCCCCGAGGAGGACAGCACCAAGUUCAAGUUUGAUCUGGGCUCAAAAAUUGCUGACUUGAAGGCAGCUAGACAGCUUGCUUCUGAAAUCACCUCCAAAGGAGCAGUCCUGUAUGACUUACUUGGCAAAGAGGUGGAGCUGAGGGAAGCAAGGACAGAAUCUCUUGGCAGACCUUUGGAGAUAAAUGAGGCUGAGAAGGUGAUGAAAAUUGCCAUUAACAGCGUUCUGGAAGAAGUCCAAAAGACCAAAGACAUGUUGAAUAACGUGGCUUUGGAUGAAGCCAGUUUGGAAGCCAAGAUUGAAAAACGAAAAUUGGAGCUGGAAAGAAGCCAGAAGAGGCUGCAGACUCUGCAGAGUGUUCGCCCUGCUUUCAUGGAUGAGUAUGAGAAGAUUGAGGAGCAGCUGCAGAAGCAGUACAGCACUUACCUGGAAAAGUUCCGAAAUCUGACCUACAUGGAGCAGCUCGUGGAUGAUCACCGGCGGGCAGAGCAGGAGAUGUUUGAGGAAGCAGCCAACAUGCUGCGUCUGAUCCAGAACAGGCUGAAGGAGGAGGAGCAGCACCUGCUCAAGAGUGGAGGUAAUGAUGACUCUGACAUAGAAAUCCAGGAGGAUGAAGGCUCUGACAGCGAGGGGGAUUUGCAGAUCACGAGGCACCGCAUCAGCACAGAAACUCUCCUGCCAGCCAGCUAAAGGACUUGAAGUCACAGGAUUUGGUUUCCCGUGGAGCAGCAAAGAGGGAGCUGGGGGAGACUUGUGUGGUGCAGAGAGAAAAUCAACCCCUUCCCCACGUGCAGAGAGGAACAGGCAGGAGCAGCUGAAGGGAGAAGCUGGAGUGGGCUCUGGAGCUUUGAUCUCAGUGCUGCUGGGCCAGCAAACUUGGCAAAAGCAGCAUCAGGGGAGCAGGAAGGGCUCUGGUCCAGGAGGGAGCAGGGAGGUGAGAGCUCCUGGCUGGGGAGCAGGGCCAAGCUGCAGGUGCUGCCUGUGGGCCUGGGGAGCUGCAGCUGCUUUAUUGUCACAGUGUCACAGUGACAGGACAGGCCCCUCCUUAAGGGGGGUGUUGUAGAAAACCCAUGUGUCACAGAUCAUUUGCUUUUAUAGAUUAUACACCUAUUUAUCACAGAAUCACACACUGCUUUGGGUGGGAAGGGCCUUAAAGCUCUUCUCAUCCCACCCCUGCCAUGGCAGGGACACCUCCCACUGUCCCAGGCUGCUCCAAGCCCUGCCCAGCCUGGCCUUGGGCACUGCCAGGGAUCCAGGGGCAGCCACAGCUGCUCUGGGCACCCUGUGCCAGGGCCUGCCCACCCUCACAGGGAACAAUCCCUUCCCAAUAUCCCAUCCAGCCCUGCCCUCUGGCAGUGGGAGCCAUUCCCUGUGUCCUGUCCCUCCAUGCCUUGUCCCCAGUCCCUCUGCAGCUCUCCUGGAGCCCCUUCAGGCCCUGGCAGGGGCUCUGAGGUGUCCCUGGAGCCUUCUCCUCUGCAGGUGAGCACCCCCAGCUCUGCCAGCCUGGCCCAGCCCUUGGGCCAUCUCUGUGCCUCCUCUGGACUCUUCCUCAACAGCUCCACAUCCUUCCUGUGCUGGGGACACCAGAGCUGGAGGCAAUCUGGUCUGUACAUUUUAAUUUUAGCAUUGUCAAUGUGAAUAAAAUUUCACAUCCAUUUUUAUUCUGUCUGGCAACAGAUAUUUGAGGCUGUGACAAAUACAAUGGACUUCCCUGAAUUUGUGGUGCCACUUGCAGUAAGAUUCUUGUUCUGUCAGAGUGCCAAAGGAAAAGAAAUCCUUUCAGCACUGGAAGUUUUAACCAUUUGCAGUGUAGAGAACCCUCCCGCCUGAACCAGGCCCUAGAUGAGUUGUUUGCAUGGCAGUUCAUGUGCAGCUGGGUUGGCCUUUGGGGUGAAGGAGGCACAGCCUUGUCCUGGGAGUGCAGAAUCACCCUGGGGGUGCUGGGUCAGCAUCCAGGCAACCUGGUCUGUCCCCAGCCCUGGCUGAAGGAAAAUGGAAGCACAUGGGAGCUUCCCUCAGGCUCCCCAGGGCUCUCCAGCUGUUUCAGCCCCAUCACUGGUGGCUUGCACAGAUUUAAGCUCUCAGUACAUUCAGUUUCUCCUAAGAAGCUGUCCAGUCUCCCCUUGAACUAAACAGAUUUUUGUCACCCACACCAUCAGAAGUGACAGGUUUUGAGGUGAUGUUAUGAUUCCACGUGCAGAUCCAUCUUUUAAAGUCCCUGGGAGCAGAGUCCUGAAAUGCAUUGUGGCAUCAUGAGGACCUUUCCCCUCCCAGAGGUGGCAGACUGGACACACUUGUGCUGGUGACAAGGCAGUGCUGCUGAAUGAAGCUGAAAUAGUCCAUCCCUGUGGAGCUGUGCCUGGAAAUCACCUUUUAUUCCACACUGCCAGGGUGUUUCAGCUCCUGUGAACCAUUCCUCCUGUGCUGUAGCUCAUUUCCUUUUACAACAUUGGUGUUAAGGGCUGCCUUUGUCCUGGCCAGACCUCAGAAACCAUUUCACUACUGAGACAGGAACAGUUUCAGCCCCAUUUGACCCUUACUGUGAGAGGACAGCUUUAUAAAACCCUGGGUUUUUAGCAGACAGUCAGUCCAGAGCCACACAGGGAGAGCAGCUCUCUUGGAGCCCCUUUCCUGGGCAGAGCUGGCCCAGAGGAUCAGGGUGUUAAUGAUGUGCUGGCAGAGGGCACUUGCUGCUGAGUGCCUCUGGCACCCUGCAUGCUGGGGGAAGGCUGCAGAGCCUGAAUUAUCCCUCAUUUUUUCCAGUCCUGUAGGGAAAAGGAGAGUUUUGCCAUCAAAUCUUCUCAGGUGAGCCUCCAGAGUCCUGUUUCCAAUCCUUCCAUACCACAGGCAGGCUGAAAAGCAGGAAAGUUGUGUUCUCACUAGGAAUUGUCACUCUGCUUGUGGAAUUUCUCUCUCCAGCUUGUGGCUGUGUUCAGAUUUCUGCUGUGGAAUGUCUAGAAUGUUUUCUUUCCCUCUCAGCCUCCCCCAGGUGUGGCCAUCCAACAUCAGGUGAAGGAGGAGGAGAGGCUGUAGGUCUGAAAUGGUGGGAACAGCUCCCUCACUUCCAGGCAGAUUUCCUUCUCAUGGAGGUGUAAGAAAUAAACUGAAGUGUGCUCCCCAUGCAGCAGCUGGGCUGUGCUUCACGAGUCCCUGGGUUCUGGCAGUGCCUGGGAAAUGCUGCUGGGAUCAGGGUCUUGCUCUGAGGAGGGGAUUGCUCUGCUCUGCUCUGCCCUGGUGUGGCCUCACCCCUGCUCUGGGGCAGCUGUGGGUGCCACAAUAUCAGAGGGAUCUGAAGCUGUUGGAGAGUCCAGAGGAGGGACAAGGGCACAGGAAGGGUCUGAGGAGCAGCUGAGGGCACUUGGAUUGUUCAGCUGGAGGAGACUGAGGGCAGAGCUCAGGGGGGCUGCAGCUCCUCCCGAGGGGCAGCUCCAAUCUCUGGGAUAGGGAAUGGCUGGAGCUGGGCCAGGGCAGGGUCAGGCUGGAUUUUGGGAAAGGUUCGUCCCCCAGAGGGUGCUGGGCAGUGCCCAGGCUCCCCAGGGAAUGGGCACAGCCCGAGGCUGCCAGAGCUCCAGGAGUGCUUGGACAAUGCCAGGAACAGGGUGGGAUUGUUGGGGGGUCUGUGCCAGGGCUGGAUGAUCCCUGGGGGUCCCUCCCCACUCAGGAUAUUCCAUCACUCUGUGACUGAGAACACAGUGCCCAAAGGACAGCAGCUCAGGAGGAUCAAGCAGAAGGUUCAUCCCAUUUUUCUGUGUGUGGAAGGGAAUGUGAUGCAGAGGGAAGAGAGGUGUCUUCUGUGACCCCAUGCUGUGAAUUCACAUUAAGCACUGGAGACUGACUGCAGAUCUGCAGACUGGGAGCAAAAUGUGUCAGCUCCAACCCCCCUGCCCCCCUCCCAGGCUGUCCUGACUCUCAGCUUGUGUGUCACUCCUUGCUGUGAGGCACAGGGUUAACUGUACCCACUGCUGCUGAGGAGCUGGAAAUCAUCCCAGCCCUGUGGCUCCAUCCUGGGCAGCUGCACAGGUUGGUAAAAUGGGGAGCAUCACACAGAGGGAACAUGACAACAGCUCACAGCUCCAAAUCAGGGAUGCACAUUGCCUCCUGCUCUCUGAGGUGCCUACAAACCAUGGCCAUGCACGGGGAGAAGAUUUGACUCCAGAGGUGCAGUGAAUCACAGCCUGUUCAUACCAGCAUCUCUCCUAAUGACUGCUCUGCACAGCCUGUCCCAGCUGGAGUCACAUUUUCUGGAAGGAAGCACCACAGGCCCUCUCCUCUUGGCAGCUGUGUGAGCCCGGCUGAACUGAGCCCAGGAAGCCAAGUGACAGCAUCCCCCUCUCCCUGUGCCAUGCAGGUGCCUCCUUUGCUUCCUGCCUGCCCCCAGUACACACAGGAACACACCAGGGCCAUUCCCCACACAGGGAAACGUGGGGGGUUAUGGUCUGGGGGUGAAAACAAUGCUCCAUGGAAAAUCUGAUUGCUCUCCUCUUUACACUUUGUGCUCAGGUGAAGUCAGAGCUCCUCUGCAUGCUGGGAGUGUCCCAGGGUUUGCUGCAGCCCCUCUGUGUGCUGGGACAGUCCCAGGGUUUGCUGCAGCCCCUCUGCAUCCUGGGACAGUCCCAGGGCUUGCUGCAGCCCCUCUGCAUGGCUCCAGGCAGCAGCAGAUGCUGGAGUUCUCCAGGUGGGAGCAGUUAUGUGUCCAUGGGAUGUCUGCACUGCUGCCUCUGAGGGAGGAGCAGCAUCCUGCACACCUCCUGGGAGCAUCCUCCAAGCUCUUCCCAUGGCAUUCUGAACUGUCCUAUUCCAUCAGCUCUCCUUAGCUGAUAUCUUGAUUCUCUUUUCUAUUCAGAAUCUCUCUCAGUUUUGUCUUCUUUUAGGAGCUCCCUGGAGCUUUCUCCUUUCUGAGGUAGUAAUUCCCAAUUUUACACUUUAUGUUGGGCCUUCUACAGAGUAAAAUUGCAGUUAAACUCAGGAGUCAUUUGUAGGUUGGGCAAAAAUGGGGUUCUGUUGUCAUCUAAGGAUGUCAGGUGCAAUCACCCCCAAAUUUAUAUCAUUUAGUGUAGCAUAAAUUAGAGCAAAAGUCUCCAAAGCCUGAAGACAGAUCUAUCCAGAAAUCUCUUAAUUCCAUCUCCACUUCCUGUGUUAGCAGCAACUGCUGCAUAGAGGCCACUGCUUUUUAUAUAAAGACAUAAAAUCCUUUUAAUGAUCUGCCUUGAUACAACAGGGGUUUUUUUGGUGAGCUAUGGAUGAGUUAGGCAGCUUUUUCCUAUCACUAACUCAGCUCAAACUGCGUGGGACAAAGGGGACCUGUCAUCUUUUGUGCUUUGGGAAGUAGAAAAAAAGAGGUUUACCAGGGUAUAUUUUAAAGCUGCCUUGUUUUCAUGCUAAAAACAGCACAGAUUGGAUUGUUCUAGAUUGGAACAAUCCAUAUUUGGCAUGGAGGAAGCUGGUGAUGGCAGGAAAUGAACAGUUGGUGGGAUGGGAUGGACACAGCGGGGCUGGAAAUAAGAUCCAGUGUUGAGGGGGUUCUGUGGCUGCAGCAGCAGGGCUGAGUCACCCAGGCAGCUCCCAGCAGCUUCUCCCUGCUCACAGCUCUGCUCUCCCCGCUCCCAACACUUCCAGGCUCCCUCCCCAGCAAAGGAAACCUGCCAACAUCUUCCCAUGGCCUCUGGUAGCCAAAGGCAGGCAAGCAGGCACGUGUGUGUGCUCCCCUCCCACUGAGCUCCCUGCAGAGCCCCACCUCCCUCUUCAGCCUCACACAUCCAACUCCCAUCAGGAAAUUCUUGAGGUUUCCCUGGGUUUCUUGUGAGAUUCAAUCCAUCCUGGAAUAUCAGAAAGGGUCUGAGCUCGCUAAAGCAAAAAGGGUUCACCACAUGGAAAAAACAGGAUUUUGUUCUCGGUGUACCAAAGCAGAGGAAGAAAUGUGUCAGUUCAUGGAUUUUUGGGGUUGGAAGGGACCUCUCACGAUGAUCUGGAACAGCCUCUCUGCUCUAACAGGAGUUUUGAGCUGCUUGUCCAGGACCACAUCCAGUUUGGUUUUGAGUAUCUCCAUGGAUGGAGACUCCUAAACUUCUCUUAGCAACCUUGUUCCAGUGUUUGACUGCCCUGACAUAAUAAAAGGUUUCUUGGUUCUGAUAGAAUUUCCUGUUUCUUAAUGUGUCCAUUGCCUCUUGUCCUGCCAGACCACCAUGCUGGAAUAAGGUAGCUCUGGAAACAGCUGACUGGAGCUAGAAUCACAGAAUCAUUAAUGGUGGAGAAAAAUUCUAAGAUCAUUGAGUCCAGUGUUAAUUACUGUCAGCCUUACCCCCUCCUCCCCUCUCCUGAACAAUGAGGCUUAACAAGGAGGGUGACUGCAUGGAUUGGGAUCUCAUCCUGUCACUGAGGGAUGCACCCUGAGCUUGACCCUUGCUGCUCCCUCUCUGUACCACCAGCCAGGUUUGAUGGGAAUUCUCUUUGCUCCUGUGACCACCAGCCAGGUUUGAUGGGGAUUCUCUUUGCUCCUGUGACCAUGACCCAGGUUUGAUGGGGAUUCUCUUUGCUCCUGUGACCAUGACCCAGGUUUGAUGGGGAUUCUCUUUGUCCCUGUGACCAUGACCCAGGUUUGAUGGGGAUUCUCUUUGCUCCUGUGACCAUGACCCAGGUUUGAUGGGGAUUCUCUUUGCUCCUGUGACCAUGACCCAGGUUUGAUGGGGAUUCUCUUUGCCCCUGUGACCAUGACCCAGGUUUGAUGGGGAUUCUCUUUGCUCCUGUGACCAUGACCCAGGUUUGAUGGGGAUUCUCUUUGCUC